UAUAGCACGCAUUGCAUGCAUAGAAUGGAAGUCGUGAAUAAAAAGCUCAUGCAUCUAGCUAACCAACCAAAGGUUUUGAACCAUCAAUUCAAGAAUCUAACCAAGCUAAUGGAUAUGUCAUAUGAUUUUAAGCCAAACAAUGCAUCACCUAAAGAGGGCUCACAAUCUAGAGUGAAUAGAGCUCCUUCUACUCCCAAAGUCAAAAUUGAGUUAACUAUUGCCAAAGAGAAGAGAAUAAGUCCUACAACCAUUCCCAGACCUAACUUGAGAAAUUGGAAGGGAGAACAAGUUUGGAUGAAUAUAGAGGACUUUGAGAGGCUCACUACCUCAACCAAAUUGGAAGCCACAAGUGCUACCAAGGAGGUUGAGUCACUUGAGAAGUAG
Molecule: messenger RNA, 384 nt
Organism: Ilex paraguariensis (yerba mate)
Lineage: Eukaryota; Viridiplantae; Streptophyta; Magnoliopsida; Aquifoliales; Aquifoliaceae
Source: the annotation of a GenBank genome assembly